Molecule: messenger RNA, 1718 nt
Organism: Malus domestica (apple)
Lineage: Eukaryota; Viridiplantae; Streptophyta; Magnoliopsida; Rosales; Rosaceae
Product: F-box protein At2g26160-like
Molecular function (GO): protein binding
Source: RefSeq, a predicted model, not a curated record
UGUUUGAAUCCUUCAUCUCGGAGUUUUUAUUUUUAUUUUUUCAAAUCUAUGGGUUUUGUUUUCUUCAAUUUUAAAAUAUUAAAAAUUGAAUCUUUUCUUUUGGGUAAUAUUUUCCAAUUAGAUUAUGGUAAGGGUUCUGAUGAGGCAUGGAAUUGGGUUUGAGAGUUUUGAUUUAAUGAGAGAGAUAAGGGUGAGGGAAAAACGGAGAGAAGGUAUGUGUGCGCUCGUAUAUUCCUAUUUCCUUGUUUCCUUGUAUAUUCCUAUUUCCCUAUUUCCUUAUUUCCUUUAGGAAAUAGGAACAAGUAAUUGAGGAUACGGUACACCUAUAAAUAAAGGGUUUAGCCUAUUUUCUAAAGCACAUCUAUUCAACCUUCAAUUGGUCUUCUGAUAAAGCAUCAAUCGUCUCUAUCUCGAGUCUCAACCCAGAAAACAGAAAACAUCAAUCUUUUCAAAUCUUCUGUAAAAAAAUACACCUCUUCUAUUUUUUCAUCAUGCAAUCAGAUUGGGCGAACUUGCCAACAGAUGUUUUGUCUUUGAUUUACGACAGGUUGCCUGUUGCAUCAGAUUGCGUACAAUUCAUGGCCGUUUGCAGGUCAUGGCGGUGUAUGAAAAAGGACGGAAAAUAUAAACGAGCUAGGUUGACAACUCCAAUGGUCUUUGUUUCUGAGAGGAAAGAAAAUACAUGGAAUGCAUAUGAUUUUGUGAACAAUCAAGUCCUUGGUUUUCAAUUAAAAUUACCAAAGACGCGAUUUUGUGGAUCUUCCAACGGAUGGAUAAUAACAGUGGAUAAUUUUGUUGUAACCCUAAGGAAUCCACAAUAUGAUGUUAAAGGGAGGACAGAGAGACCUUCUAUCAUUCGUCUUCCUCCACUAAAACCUCAAAUUAAUGGACAAAUAAGAGGUUAUGCUAAAGCUCAUUCUGACUAUUUUGUCAUCAAGGCUACGAUGUCGGCAGACCCGAUCUCAAACUCCAAAGAUUGCAUUGUUAUGGUUCUGUAUGAGCCUCUUAGUCAAUUGGCUUUUAUUAGGCUUGGUAAAGACACAAGGUGGACUUAUAUUGAUAAGCAUGGUGAUGAAAUCUAUCUGUGGAUUAAAGAUGCUCUUCUAAUUGAAGAUAAGAUUUACGCCGUCGAUAGUCGGAGCAGACUUUGGGCUUUUGAAUCUACAUCCAAAUCCACCGUAGAUGUACAAUUGGUUGCUACUGGAAUAGCAGAUCGGCCUCAAAAAAUGUAUCUUGUCGGUUCAAAGAAGAAAGGACUAUUGAUGAUUUACAGAUUUAGUGAGUAUCGACGGUUUACCCGCGAGUCGAGGAAGUUUAGAAUUUAUGAAUUGAGUUCUAAUGACGAGUGGAUUGAGAAAAACGACUUAGGUGAUAUUGCUUUGUUUGUGGGUGAUAACGAUUCAGUAUCUGUAGUGGCUUCAAUGCAUUCAAGAUGUCAGUCAAACUGCAUAUACUUCGUUAAUGACAACGAUGGUAUACAGUGUCAGCAUACAUUUGACGACUUCGGGGUGUAUAAUGUCAAAAGUCAAAGCGUUACAAAACCUGCACGUUUGAGGAACCCAGUGAAGAGGACGAGGUACCCUCCAUUUAUGUUUCAACCAAUUGUUUACAUGUAACAGUUUAUUACUAGAAUAUGUUACCCGCGCGUUGUUGCGGGAUAAAGAAUUGUAAGAAAGAUUAUGUUUGAAUGAUAUAAAAGAAUGCUCAUUGUGAUAGAA